Molecule: messenger RNA, 2695 nt
Organism: Pogona vitticeps (central bearded dragon)
Lineage: Eukaryota; Metazoa; Chordata; Lepidosauria; Squamata; Agamidae
Gene: GFM1
Product: G elongation factor mitochondrial 1
Biological process (GO): mitochondrial translational elongation
Cellular component (GO): mitochondrion
Molecular function (GO): translation elongation factor activity; GTPase activity; GTP binding
Source: RefSeq, a predicted model, not a curated record
AACUUGAGUUCCCCGGAAGUGUUUGUCGGCACGAGAAGGAAGUGCAGUUUGGAAACCCGUGCCGACAUUGACUUUUCAGCAACCUUUACAUCAUGUUGCGGGGCAGGCGGUUGUUGAGUUCAGCGUUGCCGAGGCAACAGCUGUUCUUCAAUACCUGCAGAUGGUGUUCAUCAGGAAUUCUUCCUAAUGAAAGGAUCCGCAACAUAGGGAUUUCCGCACACAUUGAUUCUGGAAAGACUACGUUAACGGAGCGCAUUCUUUUUUACACUGGAAGAAUCUCACAAAUGCAUGAGGUGAAAGGGAAAGAUGGAGUUGGUGCAGUCAUGGAUUCAAUGGAGUUGGAACGACAGCGUGGUAUCACAAUUAAAUCUGCAGCAACAUACACAAUGUGGAAGGAUACAAACAUCAACAUAAUUGACACCCCAGGACACGUUGAUUUCACUAUAGAAGUGGAAAGGUCACUGCGAGUUCUUGAUGGAGCCAUCCUGGUGCUGUGUGCCGUUGGAGGGGUUCAGUGCCAGACAAUGACUGUGAAUAGGCAGAUGAAGCGGUACAAUGUCCCAUUUUUGACUUUUAUCAACAAGCUGGAUCGAAUGGGUUCAAGUCCAGAUAAAACUCUGCGACAGCUCAGAUCAAAGCUUAAUCAAAAUGCUGCUUUUGUCCAAAUCCCUAUGGGUCUGGAAGGAAAUUUCAGAGGCGUCAUUGAUCUAAUUGAAGAAAAAGCUAUAUACUUUGAGGGCAACUUUGGUGAGCAAGUUAGAUACGAUGAAAUUCCUCCUGAAUUCAGAGCACAGUCUGUUGACAGGCGUCAGGAGCUGAUUGAAUGUGUUGCAAAUACAGACGAACACCUUGGGGAGCUAUUUCUUGAGGAGAAGGUGCCAACGGUGGCUGACUUGAAGCUUGCCAUCAGAAGAACAACACUCAGUAGGACCUUUACACCUGUGCUGGUUGGAAGUGCUCUGAAGAACAAAGGUGUGCAGCCUUUGUUGGAUGCUGUUUUAGAAUACCUUCCAAACCCAUCGGAAGUGCAGAACUAUGCCCUUUUGAACCAGAAGAAUUCGGAGGAAAAGAAGAAGAUAUUGCUUGAUCCUGUUAGAGACGAUUCCAUGCCUUUUGUAGGCUUGGCAUUUAAACUUGAGGCUGGGCGGUUUGGACAGCUCACAUACAUUCGUGUUUACCAGGGGAUGCUAAGGAAAAGUGAAUCCAUCUACAACACCAGGACUGGGAAGAAGGUGCGGGUGCAGAGACUUGUCCGCUUGCAUGCAGAUACAAUGGAGGAUGUGAAUGAAGUUUAUGCAGGUGACAUCUGUGCAUUGUUUGGCAUUGAUUGUGCUAGCGGUGAUACCUUUCUAAAUACAUCUAGCAGUGACCUUUCCAUGGAAUCUAUUCAUAUCCCUGACCCUGUCAUUUCUAUAGCAAUGAAGCCAGCCAACAAGAAUGAUGUAGAUAAGUUUUCAAAAGGCAUUAAUCGCUUCAUAAGGGAAGAUCCCACAUUCCGAGUUCAUUUUGACACUGAGAGCAAAGAGACUAUUGUUUCAGGAAUGGGAGAACUUCAUCUGGAAAUCUAUGCUCAGCGAAUGGAAAGAGAAUAUGACUGUCCUUGUGUUAUGGGAAAGCCUAAAGUAGCAUUUAGAGAGAGCAUUCGUUCAGCUGUACCGUUUUGUUACACUCAUAAAAAGCAAACUGGUGGAGCAGGCCAGUAUGGCAAAGUAAUAGGAGUUCUAGAACCUCUGGACCCCGAGGAGUAUACCAAAGUGGAGUUUGAAGACAGAACAGUUGGAACAAACAUCCCAAAGCAGUUUGUGCCUUCUGUUGAAAAGGGGUUCCGUUCUGUCUGUGAAAAAGGUCCCUUGACAGGUCACAAGAUUUCUGGUGUACGGUUUGUCUUGGAGGAUGGUGCUAGUCACGCGGUGGACUCUAACGAAAUUGCAUUCAUCCGAGCUGGGGAAGGAGCUACGAAUCAAGCUUUGGAGAUGGCAAACAUGUGUGUUCUUGAGCCCAUUAUGGCUGUGGAAGUUGUAGCCCCUGUUGAAUUUCAAGGAGAGGUGAUUGCCGGAAUUGGCCGCCGCCAGGGCGUCAUCAUAGGGCAAGAUGGAGCAGAAGACUAUUUCACUCUUUACGCUGAGGUGUCUUUGAAUAACAUGUUUGGAUAUGCUACUGAAUUGAGGUCAGCCACAGAGGGAAGAGGUGAAUACACAAUGGAGUACACAAGAUAUGCCAUCUGUGCAAGCAGUACCCAGGAAGAAUUAAUUAACCAACACUUAGAAGCAACAGAACGAUUUAGUGGGAAGAAAGGCAAAGCGAAGAGUUGAUUCCUAUCCAUAAGAGCACCUUGUGAAGAUCUUCUGGCAAGCUUCUGCUGCUAUAAAGUUGUUUAAUCUGCAUAUUUUGAACUCAAGAAAAUUCAGAACAGAUGGUGAAAUUAUGUCCUGGAUCAAUAUUUUGACUUUUAUUAAGUCACUGAAAGACUGCUGCUGAAACAUUUACAAAUUCCAUUCAUUAAUAAUUUGCUGAGUUAUUGGCUUUAUUUGGCAAGAAUACUUGGCUUUGUUUUAGGUAGUAGAUAUUAAAAUAAUUACAACAAUAUUAAAAUUCUACUAUGUAUCAUCUUUCUUCCCUGCACCUGCUGGAAACUUUGUCUCCAUAUUCUUGCUUUACCACCCUGAAGCCUUCCGUUGCUGAAGUAAAUUAAUUU